AAAGGGAUGCACCUCCCAAUAGGGCACAUCCAAUUGUGGCCACCCAACUCCUCCCCUUCCAAGGACACCUACUGCCUGUCACCUGCCCUCCAUGCCAGGACCAUCUUCAUUUUUCCACAAAAGGUGCCUUCAGUACAGACUGGAACACCCAGGCUCGGGAACCAACUUGAGAGGGCCCAGGUUCCCACUCAUGCCCUUGCCCUUGCCCGCCUAGAAGACAGAGUUGGUAGUUCAGGGAUGGUGAAAGCAGAGUCAGAUAGCAGCUUGGUGUGGCAGGGGUGCAGAAGGGAGAGGGAACUGUGGUGAAAUGUCUGUAGUCAGAGGGAUGGUAGACAGGGUUGAUCUAAGAAAUUCCAUUGAGUUCUCCCUCAUCCAUCUGGAUACAAAUGUGUCUGCCAGAAGAUUCGUGAGUGCUAAUUACUGGUACCUCUGUCCUUGGUCCUGCUUUGAAAUGAUGGUUUACCCAAGAAGCACCAGAGAAAUUAACUUUGAGUCCCUUAUACUUUAGAGGAGAGGUCAGACACUCAGCUGCCUCCAGGGGCCUCAAGAUAAUAAAAAUGAGAGAAAUGGGCCAGGUGGGGGCCCUGGCAGAUCAGAGAACACCUGCCCUGACUGAAGGCGGCCCUUAAUCAGCUCUGAUCAAUUGUUGCUACUCAGGAACCGGAGUCCACUGUCUCCAGAUUUUUUUAAAGAAAAAACAGACAACAGGAUUUGUAUAGAAAACAUCCUGAUUUUUUAAUGUUGGCAACUAACUGAAACAUUAUUAAAUACAGUGUAAACCAAACAGAACACUGGGUUGCCAGCUUGUGACCUCAGCUUUGGAGUCAAUGGGCAUAUCCUCCAGCUAUUUUUAUGAGACCAGCUGAGAGCUUGGAAGACUGGUGGGUGGUGAAUUGAAAGAGAUGAGUACCAAAGCUUCAAAAACAGAAUUCCUGGUCUUUCUGCCACUGCUGGAAGGAAUUAACCUAUCAUUUUAGGGCAACCCUUUAUUUUACAGAUGAGGGAGCCAAAGACUAGAGAAGGCAGGGAUUGGUCCAAGGUCAUGCAGAGCUAGUUCCUGCGCUGGGACCAGACCCCUGGACUGCCAGCUCCCAGCCCACUGCACCACCUGAACUACUGCUUCAAAACCAGGCCACCCUGUCUGCCCAGGACGCCAAACCUGGCUCCACUAGGAGCAUAAAAUAACUUCCCACAAAUUGGAAAGAGAUCCCCUGUCUCCAGAGUCAAAGGUCCCCUCAUGCCUGUCUAGCCCCAGCUUCCCCAUUGGCUCAUGGGAUCCGCCUUCAGGGUUCCGCCCCCUGCCCUGCAGCUGGGUGAGAGGAAACAUUCCCUGAGAGGCCGAGGGUCACCACAGCACCAUGACCGAGUCUGGCAAGCCUAUCCUCUAUUCCUAUUUCCGAAGCUCCUGCUCAUGGAGAGUUCGAAUUGCUCUGGCCUUGAAAAGCAUUGACUAUGAAACGAUACCCAUCAACCUCAUAAAGGAUGGGGGACAACAGUUCUCUGAGGAAUUCCAGAAACUGAAUCCCAUGAAGCAGGUGCCGGCCCUCAAGAUUGAUGGGACCACCAUUGGCCAGUCACUGGCCAUCAUUGAGUACCUGGAGGAGACUCGGCCCACUCCGCGACUCCUGCCUCAGGACCCAAAGAAGAGGGCCCACGUGCGCAUGAUUUCCGACCUCAUCGCCAGCGGCAUCCAGCCUCUGCAGAACCUGUCUGUCCUGAAGGAAGUGGGACAGGAGAACCAGCUGACCUGGGCCCAGGAGGCCAUCAAUUUUGGCUUUAAUGCUCUGGAGCACAUCCUGCAGACCACAGCGGGGAAGUACUGUGUGGGAAAUGAGGUGUCCAUGGCUGAUCUGUGCUUAGUGCCUCAGGUGGCAAAUGCUGAAAGGUUCAAGGUGGAUCUCACUCCCUACCCUACCAUCAGCCGCAUCAACAAGUCGCUGCUAGCCUUGGAGGCCUUCCAAGUGUCUCACCCCUGCCGGCAGCCGGAUACACCCCCUGAGCUGAGAGCCUAGCCUCAAACCGUGCCCCACUGGUGCAGGAACAGGGAGGGGGUGCAGGAGCAGAAGUUGGCUGGGCUGAACAGGCCUGGAAAUGAAUGAGCCCUAACUGGAAAGGCAGGAGACUUUAACUCCUAGCCCUUGAACUUGAACUCUAGCCCUGGAUCUGCCUUCUUACUGAACCUCUUUCUGCCUCAGUCCCUUCAUCUGUCAAAUGCAGGCAUGGUGUGGUGGGAGGAUGCUGGGAGAGAGGUAGGCAGGAACAUUACCUACUAUCUAUGUCACGCAAUCAUGAAGAUGAAGCGAGAAUAUAGACUAAAAUGCCUGACAAGUUCACCAGAGCGCCAUAAGGAAGUCUGUGCGCCUCUUCCCAUCCUCUCUACUCUAUCUGACUCCAAAGAAUGCCCACACUGAAAUUUGAUAAUUUACUAAAGCCAAGUCUGUUCAGUUAA
Messenger RNA from Equus caballus (horse), 2449 nucleotides. RefSeq names its product glutathione S-transferase zeta 1 (gene GSTZ1). Lineage: Eukaryota; Metazoa; Chordata; Mammalia; Perissodactyla; Equidae. Gene Ontology annotation, molecular function: glutathione transferase activity; maleylacetoacetate isomerase activity. Gene Ontology annotation, biological process: glutathione metabolic process; L-phenylalanine catabolic process. The record is from RefSeq and is a predicted model, not a curated record. Gene Ontology annotation, cellular component: mitochondrion; cytoplasm.